AUGGCUUACCCGACCACAGCUGAGGGACCGGCCGCGUCGAAGAUGUGGAUUAUGGGAACGGAGGCGUUUGAGAGGAGAAUGGAACACCACGACGGGAUCAAGCAGCUGUGGGAGACGAAGUGGAGCGCGUCCGGCGACCAGGCUCUCGCCUCAGGAGACCAGACGCUCGCCAGCGCCUACUACCUCCGCGCGGCUUGCGUCCUACGCAUCGCACGCUUUCCCUACAUCACAGGCUUCCCCUCGCCCAACUGCCCUGUCAAGUGGCGCGCGUGGGAGGAGCAAAAGCGCGUGUACAUGAAGGCAGGCGCCCUUUGGGAAUCGCCCGUCGAAGAGACUGCCAUCCCAUUCUCCCACGCCGCGGGCCUCGACCGCCACGGGAUUGAUGAUACCGCCGGUAUCCCCGCCUACGUACGCGUCCCGCGCUCCCAGGCCACCACCCCGGGGGCUGCCCCGUCCGUGGUGGUCGAGAUUCCCGGCACCGCAGACUGUCCCGCGGACCCGGCUGACCCGGCGAGCCCGGACCGCAUGUGGGAAAGCGUACUGGAGUGGAUGGCUACGGACGGCCGCUUCGACAUGAGCAGGGUCAUGGUGUGGGGUUUGAGUUCUGGCGGGUACUACGCCAUCCGUAUCGCGCACACGCAUGCAGACCGAGAGUGGUUGGACAAGGCAGAUGGGCACGAGUACCCGUUCAAACUUACGCCAGCCCUGGCGAUGAAGCACGGCUUUGAGUCUGUCGAGGCUUACAAAGAAGAAGCGCAGAAGAGGUUUUCGCUUCUAGACACCGGAAUCCUUCAGAAGCCGUCGACACGGCUGCUUCUCAUUAACGGAACUCUCGAUGGACUCAUGCCCAUUGAGGACUCUAUGCUCCUUUUCGAGCACGGGUCACCCAAGGAAGCUAGAUUCUUCCCUGGUGCUCUGCACAUGGGGUAUCCGAUGGCCAACGGAGCCGUAUAUCCUUGGAUGGAAAGUGUCAUGGAGUCUGUGAGGAAGGCGUAA
This is a messenger RNA of Parascedosporium putredinis, 996 nucleotides long. The record is from the annotation of a GenBank genome assembly. Lineage: Eukaryota; Fungi; Ascomycota; Sordariomycetes; Microascales; Microascaceae.